This is a messenger RNA of Caretta caretta (loggerhead turtle), 1774 nucleotides long. RefSeq names its product chromosome 3 C6orf163 homolog (gene C3H6orf163). The record is from RefSeq and is a predicted model, not a curated record. NCBI's taxonomy places the organism in Eukaryota, Metazoa, Chordata, Testudines, Cheloniidae.
ACCACAUGUGCUUCUUAACCUGCAGGCAAAUGUUUUAGACAUCAUCCUAAUAGUGAAUGAUUUUAUCUUUUAACUGGACUGCAUGUUUUCUGUAGUAACAGUAAGCAUUUUGUCUGCAAGGAUUAGGGCAGUUUGGACAUUUUAGUAACAACCUUGAAUAUUUUAUACAACCAUGAUUAGAAAUCCGGAUUUGAGCUCCUUUGUUUGUUGUGCUGUAUGCUCAAAAAUAAUACCACCACCACCUACACCUGCUACUUUUGAACGGAUUCGGGAGUAUAAGCCUUACAAAACACGGUAUUACACUCAUCGGGAUAUAUUAGAUCUUGGGGCAGAUCUUCAACAAGAACAAUGUGAAAAAAAGGAAUUAGAAGUAAAAGAACGGAUUGAAAAAAUUAAAGCCGAACUAUGGUCUCAGGCUAAAGAGGAAAAAGAAGAUGCAGUGGAACAAGCCCUUGAUCAGGCAACUGCUGAACACAACAGUUUCUUAGAAGACCUAAAAAAAAAGCAUGAAAAGGAACUAAAGGAAGCGGUGAUAAAAAAGGAGAGAGAGAUGCAGCGGCACCUGGAAGAUGAGCUGAAGAGGGAAUCUGAAGCUGCAGAGCAGCGCAUGGCUCACAAACUUCAGCGCAUCCUGAUGGAGUGUGCUUUGGAAAAGAUGCACGCUGUAGCUGAUGCCAGAAAACAGGAGAGGCAGACAGCAUCCCAAGCAAUGGCCACGCAGAAAAAAAAGCACACAGAGCAACUCCUGGAAGCUGGGGUAUUGGCUAACAAAAUACAUCAGAAGAACCUGGAUCAAUUAAAAAAAGAAAAACAUUAUGAAAUGAGUGUUGCCUUGGACAUCACUCAAAAAGAGAAACAAGAGGAGGCUGAAAAACAGCUCAAAGAAGCAGAGAUAACACAUCAGGCCAUAUAUGGAGAAAUGACGACCAGCCUGAGAGAGACGGAAGCUCAAGUACAGACUCUUACCCAACAGCUAGAAAGCAUGACAGCUUGGAAAGACAACCUGGAAGCUGAAAUAGAAGAAACAAGACAAUCUUUUCAAAACUACAUUGAUAUUACGUUUCCUAAGCUGACCCCAGGACAAGCAGAUUUUAUCCUGCCAUUCAGAAAGAGGUUUGAACACAGGGAUAUAAAAAAUGAAGCAACAGAUAAUGACAAGGAACAUAAAGACAGGAUCGAUGUGAGAUUUACUGCUAGUGCAGAUCAGCACUUCCAAUAGGUAAUGCUGAAAAAUAAAUCAAUUUCUGUUCACUGCAUUAAACAUGAGUCACUAUAGGUAAAGGAAAAAUAAUCAUUCCCAUAUUAAUUAAUGCACCAAGCUUAGGCAGGAUAUAUUCAUAUUCUCUCCUACAAAUGUAAAGUUAAGACUGCACUUCAACUUCCAUUAUAAUAACCUCCUGUCUCAAAAAUCUUUGAGCUGCAGUUUCACAUGCUUGAUAUUAAUCCAAAGACAUUUUUUGAAGUGUGAGGAAAAUCCAUUCAGCCACUUUCCAGCGAACAAGAAACAAUACACUUUUUCUCAGUUAAAAAAAAAGAUUAAAGGCAAUAUUUGAAGUAGUGAAAGCGAAGUGAAUCCUGGGCAGGGGUUACUGAAGAGAGAAGUGCCAGAUCUGCUAUAUGCUCCUCCUAUCCCAGGAACUGUGCAGAAUUCUCCUCUGGUUGAGCUCCACUGGGUCAUUGGUUUGGGGGGGAUUUUAGGGCUAGGACCAGAACUGCUGCUCUUUGUUAUAUUCUUCCUGCAGACCCUGAGGAUGUCCAACGGGGAGUUCACACU